Messenger RNA from Ogataea philodendri, 1488 nucleotides. RefSeq lists its product as uncharacterized. The record is from RefSeq and is a predicted model, not a curated record. Gene Ontology annotation, biological process: phenylalanyl-tRNA aminoacylation. The transcript has a single exon. NCBI's taxonomy places the organism in Eukaryota, Fungi, Ascomycota, Pichiomycetes, Pichiales, Pichiaceae. Gene Ontology annotation, cellular component: cytosol; phenylalanine-tRNA ligase complex; cytoplasm. Bases 1 to 1488 code for a protein of 495 amino acids. Gene Ontology annotation, molecular function: tRNA binding; ATP binding; phenylalanine-tRNA ligase activity.
AUGUCGUCCCUCCAGCAUUUAAUUUUGCAGACGCUGGAUAAGAAGCAGCAAAUUGCCGACACGGCUGUGGAAUUCCCCGACGCCGAUACCGCGGCCGUUCAGGCCGCUGUGACGUCGUUGGCAGCCAAAAAUAUGGUGGAGUUCAAGACAAAGGAAACCGACAAGUGGACUCUGACCGACGAGGCCAAGGAUAUCGUUGCGAACGGAUCCCAUGAAUACAGACUUCUGCAGAAGGUGACCGAGUCGCUGGAAGGGCUGAAGAUCUCGGAGGUUGACGGGGUGAUGGGUUCCAACGGAAAGGUCGCCCAGGGCAGAGCUUUCAAGAAUGGGUGGAUAGGAAAAGACGGCGACAAGUUGGUCACCAAGCUUUCCAAGGACUCCCAGGUCGAAGACACCACCGCGGAACAGCUCAAGGAGAUUGAGAAAACUGGAAGUCUCGCCAACAAGAAAGAUAUUGCCGAGUUGAAGAAGAGAAAGCUGAUUCUACAGUCUAAGGUGUUCACUUUCAACGUGACCAAGGGUAAGGAGUUCGCUUUGGAGAUCAAGCAGCUCGAAACAGACAUCACCAGCGACAUGGUUGUGACUGGAUCGUGGAACAAAGCAGAGUUCAAGCCUUAUAAUUUUGAUUCGCAGGGUGUUAUGCCAUCUUCUGGUGCUCUUCAUCCGCUGAAUAAGGUGAGAGAAGAGUUCCGUCAGAUCUUCUUCAGUUUGGGAUUCUCCGAGAUGCCUUCAAACCAGUACGUGGAGAGCGGUUUCUGGAACUUUGACACCUUGUUUGUUCCUCAACAGCAUCCAGCCAGAGAUUUGCAAGACACCUUCUACUUGAAAGACCCAGCUACAGCAAAGGAACCGGAAGACAAAGAAUACUGGGAAAACAUCAAGAAGGUCCACCAAGAAGGUGCCUACGGCUCCAUCGGUUACAGAUAUCCUUGGAAGGGUUCUGAGUCGCUGCGUACGGUGUUGAGAACACACACCACCGCCAUUUCGUCGCACAUGCUCAAGAAACUGGCUGCCGAUCCAAAACCAACCAGAUUGUUCUCGAUCGACAGGGUUUUCCGUAACGAGGCCGUCGAUGCCACGCACUUGGCCGAGUUCCACCAGGUCGAGGGUGUCUUUGCCGACUACAACCUGACCUUGGGCGACCUGAUUGGCUUCAUGCAACAGUUCUUCGACAAGAUGGGUGUGCACGACCUAAGAUUCAAGCCUACGUACAACCCGUACACCGAGCCUUCGCUGGAGAUCUACGCUUGGCACAACGGGCUCGGCAAGUGGGUCGAGAUCGGAAACUCGGGUAUGUUCAGACCAGAGAUGUUGGAGGCCAUGGGUCUGCCAAAGGAUAUGAGAGUCCUGGGAUGGGGACUUUCUUUGGAAAGACCAACCAUGAUCAAAUACGCCGUGAGCAAUAUCAGAGAGCUGUUGGGCCACAAGGUGGAUCUGGACUUCAUCGAAAACAACCCUGCUGCCAGACUAGACGAGGAUAUUUUUUAG